GAUAGCUUAUCCCGGUUGUAUCUGUUCCUGUCCGUGAGUUUUCGGUAUCCCUAUCUUCCUACAGUGGUAUUAUUGUAUUUCCAAAAUAGCCGGGCAAAAGAAAGAUUUUUACGUUAUAACGAUUUUCACGAGAAUUUUAGAAAGGCCAUCUGUAAAAGCAUAUUGUGUUCAUACCGGCGCUGUUUACAUUAUUAAAGUCGGAGUAUCGGCACCGUAUUGUCUGGAGUAACGUAACGUGCGCAAUCGCAAACGCACAAAAUCAGUCGUGGCAAGUCCUUCGAGAGUGACUGUAAUGGAUUUGGAAAACUCAGAGGCUCGAUCUGUUCCAUUCCAAAACAUCACUGGCAGAACGUCAGAAUCACGUGUAGACGUUUUGAAAGACACGUCGAAUGUCAACAGACAGGAUUUACAUCUCGGAUGUUGCCGGCGCUUGGAGAGACGUCACAGAAGUGAGAAUCACUCCAAAAACAAUGGUGAAAAUAUAAUAUUGUCUCUUCGAAGAAGAGUUUCUGAUGACAAUGGAAGUCGACUUAUUAUGAUGCUAAUCAACGUCUGGUGGACGGUGAUUGCACUGAUUCUGCCUCUGUGCUCUGUCAACAGUGAACCAACCUGCCUUGAAAAUAAUGUCAAUGUAGCUCCUACUAAAGUUUUCUAUGUUGGAAGGGAUCUUAAUAUUACUAUAGAAGUAAGCAACAGGGUUACACAUAAAUUAGUAUCACAAAUUUUGAUCAUCUUAUUAAAAGAAGUUCUAGGAUAUGCAGAUGUUCGUUUGGUUUCCACUGAAGGAGGGAAUUCUAUCUCAACUUUACAACAGAUAUCUGGUUGUAAAAUCCCAGAAAAAUGUCCAGAGAAAUCAAAAAACUUUGUACCAAAUAUUAUGAUAAAUGUUGAAGUAUGGCUGGGACCAGGAAAUAGCACUGAAAAAUGGGUUCAAACAGGAAAUGUAGCAGACUGUGGUCCUUUGGGACCAAUUGGAAGGACUGGUUGGUACCUAUCAUUGUCUUUUGUACAUAAAUUAUGGCAAGAAAAUAAUACUAUUCUUGACCAUUGGAGAGCUUUCCAGAAGGAGGAAAUUUCAUCACUGUUUGAUAUUUCUGAAAAAGAACUCAAGCGUUAUGCAUUUUAUAAUAACAAAAAAUACUAUUGCCAAUUUCCAGAAUGCGAAAAUAGUUAUUAUAAACCACCUCAAUGCAGAAGACCAAAUGUAAUUUGUGCUACACUGCUUUCUGAUUAUUCAGGUAAUGCACAUUGUUUUAAUUAAUAAAAAUUAUUAUUCACAAAAAUAUACUUAACAAAUCAAAAUCUUAGUAUAAUUGAAACUAAAGUAAAUUUUAUAUUUAAGUGAUACAAAGCAUAAACUUGCUUUUUAAAAAAUAAUAUAUAUAUGUACAAAUUAUAUAAAUAAAAAAUGCUAAAGAUGGCAUAAAUUAAAUAUGGUAUCUCAAGUUAAUGUUGAAAGCCUAAAAAUCAAUCUAUGCAUCAACAAAUAAAAUUUUUUUUUGUUGAUGUAUGUGUUGUUAUACAGUAAUUAAACU
Molecule: messenger RNA, 1535 nt
Organism: Centruroides sculpturatus (bark scorpion)
Lineage: Eukaryota; Metazoa; Arthropoda; Arachnida; Scorpiones; Buthidae
Exons: 6
Coding region: 293-1261 (322 amino acids)
Source: RefSeq, a predicted model, not a curated record